UAGUUUUAGACGCUCAUGACUUAGUGACACUCUGAUGUUUGGGGUUCGUUUCCGUAUUUUUCUAUGUUAUAUUUAGAGUUGUUAUAGUUUAUGAAAAAUUUAAAUGUGAAAUAUUUUAUUAAAUUUUAAUAAUCAAAUUAGUAGUAAUAUUUUAGGAAAUAGGUUUGUCUUAUAACACGAUAAACGCCAUCACGAUCAUGGUUAGGUUUUGAGUCGUGACAAAUACCCAAUAAACUAAAAGUGUGAUGGGUGUUUUAGUUUAGCAACUCUAUGUUAGAGAGGUGAGAAAUACAUAAAAAUCACAAAGAAGAGAAUACACAGUUUUUGAAGUAAUUAAUGAGGUAUUACUCAUACUUUGAAAGUAUAAGAAAAAAGCCUCACAGCAAAUACCGAAUAAAAGAUUCAUCGAGAUUUCUUCACCUUUAAUUAGAAAUUUUGAGUUUAAGCUUAAAAAAUUAAUACAAUAAUGUGAAAUUCGAAUUAAUCAAUCCAAUAUGAGUACGCACCAAAAAUAAAUAGUACUACAAGAAAAGCACCUAGCGGGAAAGAGUCCAAGGUGUACAAAUGAAAUUGUGGCGAAGUACAAGACAACGUGGUGGCGCAGGGGACACAAUAGGAGGAGCCAAAAGUACAGAUGUCAUACACCAACCUCAUCGACUCACCACCGAAUCUUCCUUUGUUGAGGAAACACCAAUGAUAUUGAUAGGUAGUUGAAGCAAUGAUCUUUCGGCUUUCCUUCUCAAAUUCUUCCCAACUUGUCUCCCUCUCCAAAAACCCAAGAUUACUACACAGUCACCCACACUUGUCCAUGAAUUUGUUCAAGACUCAUGCCUUUGCAGGCAACCCCAUUAAGCUAAAAACCCCUAAACCAAGUGAUCCAUUUUCACCAGCCUCUGCUCUUCACACCCUUAAAACCCUUCUUUUAAAAGGUCAUACAGAUAACGCUUCACCCACUUCCCCUAAUUUCAAGAUCUUGCCUUUUAGAAAGGGAAGGCCUUUAGCUGGCUCACUCAAGAAUUCAACUGAGCCUAAUUGGCACUUGGCUUGGUUGAGUUUUAACGAUUGUAAGGCAUUCUUGGAGAAUUCUUCUGAGGUUAAAUUGAGUGAAGAUUCUUUGGUUUACUUGGGUUCGGAUUCUGAGGGUGAGGGUGAUGAUGUUUAUGUUGUGUACUGGGCUAUUGAUGUCACAGAGGGUGGUAGUCGAUUGGUAAAUGAAUUGGGUGCUAAACAAUUUUGCUUUGUUGAGCUCAGAACUCUCAUGGUUGCCUCUGAUUGGGAAAAUGCUUCUGCCAUGGCUCAACUUGCUAUUGCUGGUCAUGCCAGAUCAUUGCUAGAAUGGCAUACGGUAUCACGUUUUUGUGGAUUUUGUGGAGGUAAGAACAAUUUAAUUGAUGCUGGGAGACGGAAACAAUGCUCUAAUGAGUUGUGCAAGAAGAAAAUUUAUCCUCGAGUUGAUCCAGUUGUCAUUAUGUUAGUUAUUGACAAAGAGAAUGACCGAGUGCUAUUAAGUAGGCAGUCAAGAUUUGUACCUCGCAUGUGGAGUUGUCUAGCUGGUUUCAUGGAGCCAGGAGAAAGUUUGGAAGAGGCUGUGAGAAGAGAAACAUGGGAGGAGACUGGUAUUGAAGUUGGACAAGUUGUGUACCAUAGUUCUCAGCCAUGGCCUGUUGGACCUAGCAGCAUGCCGUGCCAGCUUAUGGUGGGAUUCUUUGCGUAUGCAAAAUCGCUUGAUAUUAAUGUGGAUAAGGUUGAAUUAGAAGAUGCUAAAUGGCACAGUAGAGAAGAUGUGAAAAAGGCGCUCACAUUUGCGGAAUACAAGAAGGCACAAAGGACUGCCGCAGGUAAAGUGGACCAAAUGUGCAAGGGCGUAGAAAGAGGACAGAGCUUGUCUUCCGACUUCAAUGUGGAAAGUGGGGAACUUGCUCCUAUGUUUAUUCCUGGGCCCUUUGCAAUUGCUCAUCAUCUCAUUUCCUCUUGGGUGAAUGGGGAUGAAGCACAAAUUAAACAACUUGCGAGUUCUUUCUCAAACUUAUAGCUUGUUAUUUUGCUAGAGAGCUAUGGAGGAUUGUUGUGGGCGCUCAAAUUGGAUGGAUGUUAUAGUGAAUGCUGAAAUUCAUAGUCAUAGUCAUGAUGGGGGUUCUCUUUCGUCGUCGAAUGCAACAUCUCUUCCCCCCCUCUCAGGCCGCAAUCUUCCGAUGAGACUCAACUAUUAAUCUUGCAGUGAGUGAUGGACUUCCACUGGUGCUGCAAUCAGUGCCUUUUCGAUUUCCAUUGUCCAAGUAACAGCAAAAGUAAAGACUAGGGGAGGUCGUGCCUUUCUGACGAAGAACAAAAGUAUAUAUGAUGUUAAAUUAUACUCCCUCCGUUUCAAUUUAUGUGAACCCAUUUGACUGGGCACGGAGUUUAAGAAAAGAGAGAAGACUUUUAAACUUG
Molecule: messenger RNA, 2430 nt
Organism: Nicotiana tabacum (common tobacco)
Lineage: Eukaryota; Viridiplantae; Streptophyta; Magnoliopsida; Solanales; Solanaceae
Product: nudix hydrolase 19, chloroplastic
Biological process (GO): NADP+ catabolic process; NAD+ catabolic process
Cellular component (GO): peroxisome; cytosol
Molecular function (GO): NADH pyrophosphatase activity
Source: RefSeq, a predicted model, not a curated record